Molecule: messenger RNA, 1722 nt
Organism: Rhizophagus irregularis DAOM 181602=DAOM 197198
Lineage: Eukaryota; Fungi; Glomeromycota; Glomeromycetes; Glomerales; Glomeraceae
Source: RefSeq, a predicted model, not a curated record
AUGGCAAACGAUAUUCGCGUUGUGGUUGGUUUAGAUUUUGGAAUCAUUUAUUCGGGAUUUUCUUUAUAUCAUGUUGAAGAAUACGAUAUCGCGAAAAUUGUAACAAAUACUGAAUGGCCUGGAAAGGGAGGGAAACACAAAACGAAUACAGCACUUCGAUAUGAUGAUGACUUUGAAUUGAUUGAAUUUUGGGGUCAUCCGGCCUUGUUUAAGAAAAGUAGAGAUGAUAACAAAACAAUAGGAUUAUUUAAACUGUAUUUAGGUAAUUGUUUAGUAAAGUUCAAACCAACGUUGCCGGAACCAUUAACAUAUAGAAAAGCGAUUACUGAUUACCUUUAUGAAAUGGGAAAGUUGAUUAAAGAAACAAUUCCUAAACACUGGUCUGGAAUUGACUUUAUGGAACAUGUUCUUUUGGUUCUUACUGUACCAGAUGAAUAUUCAGAAAAUGAUAUAGCUAUAUUGAGAGAAUGUAUAUUCAAUGCUGGGCUAAUUAGUGACAAACGUUCUGAAAGAUUGCAAUUUACAACUGAACUAGAAGCCGUAGCAAUUUACUGUAUGUAUAGUAGCUUAAGAGAACACAGACUUAAAGAACCUGGAACAACUUUUAUGAUCGUCGACUGCGGCGAUGAUACAGUGGAUUUAGAACUAUUAGGAACAUAUCAAUUAAGUGAAAUUACUGAACGAGCUAGAUACCUUUGUAGUACUUUUAUUGAUAAAGAAUUUAUUGAACUACUUAAACGUGAAGUUGGAAAUUCAGCUAUUGAUUUGUUUAGUGAUAAGAAUUAUGGUCAAUUGCGAUAUUUAGUUUAUGAAUUCUGUCAAAAUGUUAAGUUACCAUUCAGUGGAAACAAUCCAUAUUUUAGUUACGAAAUUGAUCUUGAAAAUAUUGCUCCUGCGUUAUUAAAAUAUGUUACUGGUUCAAAGAGGGAUUUGAUGGAAGAAAAAGAAUGGAUGAUUACACUUGAUUUUGAUACUGUUAAAGCCAUGUUUGAUCCUAUUAUUGAUAGAAUUAUCGAAAUGAUUCGGAUUCAGCUCGAUAAUUCUAAAAAUUGUUCAGCAAUAUUCUUAGUUGGAGGUUUCGGUAAAUCCAAAUAUUUACAGAAAAGAGUCGAUGAAGUAUUUAGCAAAUCGGUAGAAAAUAUCUCGAUUCCGAAUCAACCUGUCACAGCAGUUUCACGUGGCGCAACAAUAUACGGGAAAGGGUUAUUAGAAUCAAGAAAUUUGAAUAAUGUAAAAUAUGUUAUCCCAACUCGCGUAUUGAUAUAUACGUUUGGAGUAAAAAUAUCUCCUUUAUGUGAAUAUGGAGAUCCGCUAGAUCGACUCACGAGCGAUGGGAGAAUUCAUAAAUUUCGUCGUAUUGUAGAACGUAAUACUGAAAUUACAAUUGAUCAAGAAUUUAUAGUUGAGAACUUAGUUCCCAUUCAUCCGGAUCAAACAAAAAUGAGCUUUGAGAUAUACUAUACAAAAGAACAGAAUGCGGUUUAUUGUGAUGAACCUGGCAUGAAGUUGGCUGGAAGUCUACUCAUUGACAUUCCCGACGUGCAUUUAGGAACUAAUAGACCUUGUACAUUUUGCUUAUCAUUUGGUGAUAUGGAAAUUAAAGCUAAAGCUUUUAACAAAUUAAAUGGGCAAAAUUAUCAAACCAAAUUUGAAAAUACACACUCAUCACGCGUUAUUUGGAUCACGCCAAAAGUCAAAUGUUUAUACGUCGAACCGUUAUAA